UUUGCUCAACUCCACUGAACCAAAAAGAAGAGGCAACAUGUCUGCGCCCUGAAACAAGGUGGUGAAGAUUCAUAAUUUUGAAAACGGCCAUCAACUACCGUAAACAACGCAUAAUUCGGGACAUUACGAGUAAAACCCUGCAUAUUCUACCUUAAACGAUGUGUUUGGUAACGGGAAUCAGUCGUAGCCUAUAACUUCGCGAUGACUAAGCUGAUUAUUUUUUAUUUUCUUUAGUUUUUAAGUUAGAAACCAAGCCCUGUAAAUCGAUUUUCCUUGUUCGGUUGUGUUGUCAUCUCCGACAUAACCACCACGAUCCAUUUACAGUAGCUGCUGUUACUGCUUAAUAUUUAGAUAAAAAAAGAGUAGAUUUAGUAUUGAAGUCAUGUCGAAAUCAGAAGUGCAUUUGAUGCUAAAAUGUUUCUUGUAGUCUAGAGAGGAGGCAGAACCUGGUAAUAUCAAAGUCGUAUAGUUGUGUCAAAAUCUGCCAAAAUGAUGGCAUAUAGAAGAGCCUUAAACCUCCUUCCAAAAGGAAAGAAGUGUGUCUUAAGUCUGUGGAAACCUUAUUUACAAAAGUCACCAUGUUUCAGUGGUCAACAACACCUCAAUAAUCAAUGUGACCGAGCUUUAAGACCUCUCCACACUUGCACAACAUUGAUGGCUGCCAAGCUCCUGACAGUGGAGGAGCUUUUUGCCAAGGAGUCUCUGCAGAAAUACCUGCAGAAGAAGGUGGAAGAAUACAGUGAAUGUUCAAGAGAACUCAACAGCAACGUGACAGACCAGCAAUGCAACCAGGAUGACCUGAGGGCCAAGAGGACUAAAGUGUCCCAGCUGACUCCUCUUAUUCAGAGCAUCAGCGAACUUGAAAUCAAACAAAGAGAGAUGGCUGAGACUGAGGCACUGCUAAAGGGUAUUGGUUAAUCUUCAGCUUCUACAGUGAAGGUAAGAGAGUUUGGUUGAACAUGUCUCAUAAAUAUCUAUCUACUGUUGUUUUUCCUCCAAGAUGAAGAUCCAUCCCUGAGAGAACUGGCAGAGCUGGAAAGAGAAAGCUGUUUGCAAGAUAUUCAAGAUCUCAGUCAAAAGGUAGAACAACGUUUUUGUGGUGCAUUAUUUUAUUAUUUUAGGCUUACAAUGACUAAAUUAUGAUUAUGAACUAUUUGAAAAUGUUUUUAUUUGCACUGCUUUAGUUAGCAAGUUGCACUCCAGAUUUGGUUCCUCCUACAUCUCAUCCAUCUUAUCAGCCUUUCUGUUCAAUCAAUAUGCAUCACCAAUCAGAUCCUUGAGCUGGUAAUCCCUGAGGAGGAGGAGGAUCUGAACGACCUUGUGCUGGAGGUUAUGGCUGGUGUCGGGGGCCAGGAGGCCAUGCUCUUUACUGCAGAGGUAGGGAUAUGUAUUUCAGAAAUUGCAACAAAUCUCAAAGAUAUGCACCAGCCUUUAUUGACCAAGUAUGUGUACACAUUCAAGGUACUGACUCAGGAAAACUUUGCUCUUUAUGUACAAUAUUAAAUAUGAAAUAUUACAAAAAUAAAAAAUACAAAAAUUACAGAAAAUACAAAGUAUGUACAAAUCGAAAUAGACAUUGAAUGUGGGGAAAAACAUGCAUGUCAUGACAUAACAGGUGGGUUAUGUACAUGAGUAAAAUACACGUCGUGUUUCUACAGUAUUAACAUUAAAAAAUAGAUAGCUUCCUCAUCUUUCUUCAAAAUCAUCACUGCUGACAGAAGCAUGCACAUGGCUGUAAACAUGGAGCUAAGACAAACAGACGGACUCAUGAUUUAUUCUGUUGUUUUGGCAUACCUGAUUUAGCUGUAUGAUUCACUAUUAUGCCAACAUCAGGUACAAGGAGCGUAUAUCGAAACAGGUCACCAAUAGGAACCGAAGGGUGAACUAAGAGGCAUUGUGAAAGUGACCCGGAGACAAAACAACAUAUUCUGUGUAUUUAAAAGCUGAUUUGUUUCCUCUUCUUUGUAGGUGUUUGACAUGUACCAGGGCUUUGCUCAGUACCAUGGCUGGUCCUUUGACAUCUUGGAGUACAUAACAAGUGAACAAGGUCAGUGGGCACAGACGUGGGAUUUUGGCCACAUUAAAGAGUCGGUUCACCAGAAAGCAUGACAAGACAUACACCCAAAUUUCUUCUCCUCCAGUGCAUUGGGUGGGAAAAAUCAGAGUGGUCGAUGUCUAAAAAAACUCCACAAAUAAAAUGGACACUAUGUUCAUGUGAAUAGGAAAGGCUUAGAUAGAUGAUACCAUCUUCUCUUUGCUAAUGAUGCUGGAUGUUUUGAUUUUAAUAACAGCUUUAACUCUGUAAAAAAUAUGCCUUCAGAAGAGCUUUGGAGACUUGAACCUGGGUCAUCUUUUGGUGGAAUUUUUGCUGUUGAAAAGGAUAUAAAGAUGCAUCAUUCAUACUUUUAUUUUUAUUUUACAAUUUACUCAUUUGGGAAAUUCGAUGCCAUGUCCAGGGAUGGAAUGGUAGUUGGAGAAAGCUAUUUAUGUACACAAAAAUGCCAUCUAUAUAUAGUCAGUCAUGUAAUAGCUUACUCCAAACACAAGAGGGAGUCCUGUCUUUCAGGUAGCUUGCCAUCAGAAAAAAAAAAGAAUAUUUUUUUAUAUCACUGUCAUUACAAGUGAAAAUAACAUUUGAAUGGGCUCUCUUCUUCCUCUCCUGUGACCAGGUGGAGUUCGUCAUGCCUCAGCCAGCAUUAGUGGCUCUCGGUGCUACAAAAGGAUGAAAUUUGAGGCUGGAGUCCAUCGAGUUCAGAGGGUCCCCAAGACUGAGAGGCAAGGCAGAACGCACACCAGCACCAUGACUGCGGCUGUGCUGCCUCAGCCCACUGAGGUACUGCUACAGCUACAGCUUAGAAUAAAUUUAAAUUUUACAACAUUUUUCUAAAUUCAGUUGUUUUUCCAUUUAUAAUUACAGAUAGGGCGUGUAUCUUUGUUUUUCAGCAUAUCUGAUGUUACUUGAGGUGUUUACUAAUUAUAAGUGUUUGUGUUCUGGCUAGAUCUCUUUCACAAUAAAUCCAAAGGACCUGAGGAUAGACACAAUGAGAGCAAGUGGAGCUGGAGGUCAACAUGUUAACACCACAGACAGUGCAGUCAGAAUAGUCCACCUACCAACAGGUAAAAUGGACUGGGUUUCCAAUUGGCUGCACAUGGAGAAACACUUUCAUGUGCUAACACUUCAAUGGGUGCUGCAUUCCUGUUCUACUUCUUUGUCCUCUUGUGAUAAUUAUUGGAUUUUAAGGCUGUAUAAAUAUCAGCAUGUAUAUUUUAAAUAGCUAUAGGAAAAUAAGCCCUUUUUGUAGCAGUUGAAUUUGGUUUCCAUUUCUACAGAGUCAAAUAUCACAGCUUUCCAAAGUAAAAUAAGGGAAACUUGAAGUGAAUGAGUUGUGCAUUAAUCCAUGUGUGUGCUUGUUAGGCGUGGUCGCAGAGUGCCAGCAGGAACGAUCUCAGAUAAAGAAUAAGGAGAAAGCCAUGAAGUCUCUGAGAGCGAAACUUUACACCAUGAAGUUAGAGGAGGAGACCAGCAAACGCUACAACCAGCGUAAAAUACAGGUGAGUUAUCAGCAAUAUCGAGCAGUUUAUAUGUGAACACAUCAAUGAUUGUUUUGUGUAUUUUUGUCUCCCUCCACCUUUAUUUUUGGGUGAAACUAAUCUUAAUUAAUAAGCCAUUUGGAAAUAAAUUGACACAUUUCUUUAAAGGUUCACACACUUGGAGUUCAAGUUUUUUGUAUCUUACAUCUAAAAUACUUCAAAAAACAGCAAUAACAAAGUGAUUUAUUUAGAAUUAAAGUAAAACACACUGGUCCACAUGAAAAAAAGUAAAAGAGCAGGAGUAACUUACUUUUCUAACCGUUCUCUUUUCCUCUUUUCCACUUCUUCAGAUCGGCACCAAAGGCAGAUCAGAAAAGAUUCGAACUUAUAACUUUUCCCAGGAUCGUGUAACAGACCACCGGAUUGGCAUGACAUCGCAUGACGUUAAGAGCUUCCUGCUGGGGGAGGAGCUGCUGGAUGAGAUGAACUCCUCGCUGCAGGAGUUUUCCAACCAGGAGAUGUUGAUAGAACUGCUGGAAGAAAACGACCAGAGCGGUUCUUAGGUUGUGCUCUGAGAAAAAGGAUUCUAACGGGAUUUAAACUUCUUGCCACCUAUUGGCCAUUGUUGAUCAGUCUUUCUCUGCCUUGCAUCCUUUAGGAAAAACCCGAGGCAAAGGACCAUGAUAGGUUUAAGAGGGAAGACUGAGGACAGAUGCUUCUACUUACCCAUGUCAUUAUUGUUCUAAAAGACAUGACAAGCUUUUUUUCCCAUUAGAGACAGUAUUUAACUUGUAAAAUUCAUGCUCAUUUAAAAUCAGUAGUGUGUGUUUUCAUGGUUUGAAGAGUCACACUAAAACAAAUGGGGACUGCAACAUAUUGCUCCUACAAGUGACUGUAAGACAUCUUGUAUCAACCCAUGGCAUGUUUUUGUCACUCUGGGGGGCAUUCCCUUGUUGUUUUGAUACAACACAGAUUAUCUUGCACUCAAGAAGUAAAUGCGCUGAUAAAGGACCAACAAAAGCCUGAAUUAUAUGUAGUCCUUAAGGUGUUGGUGCAAGGCUCAGCACUAACCAGUCAAGUUUUUCCUCACCAAACUGGAAAAACUGUGUUGUAUAAACUGGUUUGGGUUUUGGGGGGUGUUUAAUUUAAUGUUAAAGUUUAAAAAAUGGCACAUUUAAAGGGCUGGUGUCUUAA
Xyrichtys novacula (pearly razorfish) is the source of this 4725-nucleotide messenger RNA. The record is from the annotation of a GenBank genome assembly. Lineage: Eukaryota; Metazoa; Chordata; Actinopteri; Labriformes; Labridae.